AGAGUAUCAUUAAUCAUUAUGUUUUUUCUUUUCCUCUCUCUGAAAGAGUCUAUUUUUCCAAAUUUCUCUUUUCUAUUUGACUCUUCCUUCAUUUCCUCUCUGCCCCCAUUACAACAACAACAACAUCACAUCUGGGUUUUUUCCUCCUCACUUUUUCUCUUACGAUCUAGCUUUUUCAGCUCCAACGAGGUUGUCUUUUUUUUGUUGCCAACGUUGUACUUGCUGUCGCAUUUCUUCGUAAGAAUCGGCUCAUAUAGGAACACCUUGAUUUGGACUUGAAUAAGGGGAUGAUCAAAAGAGACAAAAUGCAGAAUUUUGUUGGAAAGAAUCAACUAUGAUUCAAUUACAGGUUGUUUUGAAGAGGACUUUGUGCAAGCCAUUCUAUGUCUUCUGUUAAAAGCCCUUCACGGGGGCUUAAAAACGAUGAUAUUCUGGGUCAAGCCUCUGAAAUUCUAGGCAGGCACAAUCUUGAAAAAAAACUGGCUCAAAGCAAUUUCAAAGGCAAGGAUGCACUUAAUCACGCUCAGGACCUAGACACUAUGGAACUUUAUUCACGAGCAAAGGGGCAAGAAAAAGAAAUCCUCUCCCUUCGUGAACAGAUUGCUGUUUCCUGUAUGAAGGAGUUGCAGCUUUUGAAUGAGAAAUGCAAACUAGAGAGGGAAUUUUCAGAACUAAGAAUGGCAAUUGAUGACAAGCAAAAUGAAGCCAUCACAUCUGCCUCUAAUGAUCUGGCUCGAAGGAAAGGUUAUCUAGAAGAAAAUUUAAAACUUGCCCAUGAUUUGAAGGUUGCAGAGGACGAGAGAUAUAUAUUCAUGUCAUCUAUGCUAGGAUUGCUAGCAGAGUAUGGUCUGUGGCCUCGUGUUAUGAAUGCCUCUUCAGUGUCUAACUAUGUAAAGCAUUUACAUGAUCAAUUACAAUGGAGGAUUCGGAAUUCGCAUGAUAGAAUUGGAGAGUUGACUUCCGGGCAAGAAGGCCAUGCAGAUAAUGGUAAUCAUAUUGUUGAAAGUCCGGGUUCUGCAAAUUUGACAAAUCAAAUUCAUAAUGAAUUCAUGUUUCAGCAUAACUUUCCCCAACAAAAUCUUAUUGGCAAUGAACAAAGUCAUCAACCAAUGAGCAAUAUGACAGGAUAUAUGAACCCAGGUGUUAGUGGUGAUGUAAAUGGAGCAUUCAAAAGGGCCAACUAUCCGGAGAUUUCUAAUGCUGCAGAUAGGGACCUAUUUGAUCAAAUUGGUGCCCAAGAGAGAACUGGAGAUAGAAAUUUUGUAAAUGGCAAUGGCGGCAACUUGUACCAACCUUCAAAUGAGCAUGAUGAGACCGCUUCCAACGUUUCUGAGGAUGGCCCUGGCAUUGAGAAUUUUCAAAUCAGUGGUGAUGCUAUUCCUGGAGAAAAACUUCUUGGAUGUGGUUAUCCUGUCCGUCGAACUUCUCUAUGUAUGUUUCAGUGGGUUCGGCAUCUUCAGGAUGGCACUAGACAGUACAUUGAAGGAGCUACAAAUCCUGAGUAUGUAGUUACAGCUGAUGAUGUCGAUAAAUUGAUAGCAGUUGAGUGUAUUCCAAUGGAUGACAAAGGCCGUCAGGGGGAGCUAGUGAGGCUUUUUGCUAAUGACCAGAACAAAAUAAAAUGCGACCCGGAAAUGCAGCAUGAGAUUGAUACAUACCUGUCCAAAGGAGAAGCAAUUUUCAGUGUUCUACUUUUGACGGAUUCUUCUGACAAUUGGGAACAAGCAACUCUAUUCUUAAGACGAUCAGGAUACCAAAUCAAAAUAAGUGGCACUGAAGCUCCAGUAGUUUCUGAGAAAUUCUCAAAGGACUUAUCGAUCAAAGUUCCAUGUGGUCUCUCAACACAAUUUGUGUUAACAUGCUCAAAUGGAUCUUCUCAUCCUCUAAGCACAUAUAGCGUCCGAAUGCGAGACACACUUGUGUUAACCAUGCGACUCUUCCAGAGUAAGGUAUUGGAUGACAAAAGGAAAGGGAAAGCAUGACCAUCGACAACCAGUUGCCGCGAUUAAUCCCGCACUUUUUAUAUGGAAAAAAAAAAAUACAAAACAGAUGAAGCAAAAAUUACAGUAUUAUUUUGUUUUUGUGGAAUAUUUGGAGUCACACUUGUUCAUAUAGACCAGUUGUGAAAAUAAUUUAGCAUAUAGAAGCUAAGAAAAUGUAAGGUAAAGAUAGCAAUGACAAUGUUGUAACAUUUUUUCCUACCUGAAAUUACAUUGUAACAUUCUUUUAGGUAAAUUAGGGAAAGCUAAGUUAGUUAAGUGAGAGCUCUAAUAUUUUGUAUGUACUUUUACAACUAUUGUACAAUAUACAUACAAGUUAUUUUUGUAAUGUUGUAUGUAUGUGCUAUAUAGUAGUAUAUGAUGGACUCAAUUUACAUUCUAUAGAUGUGUUAAAAGUUA
Molecule: messenger RNA, 2399 nt
Organism: Trifolium pratense (red clover)
Lineage: Eukaryota; Viridiplantae; Streptophyta; Magnoliopsida; Fabales; Fabaceae
Exons: 20
Coding region: 384-1982 (532 amino acids)
Cellular component (GO): plasma membrane
Source: RefSeq, a predicted model, not a curated record